ACUGUGCCACGUUUCACUAAAUGACGUAAUCCCUCCUGUGGGCUGACACUUCACUGCUGCGGCAACAAGACACCGAGCGCGAGCGAGUCCCGGAGCCGUCUAUCUACCCGCUUCUUUCCGCUCUACUUUUCUCAUUUCACCACUUUACAGCGACUACGACGUCUGAUUGAACAUCUGUAUUUAUUCCAAACCACGCGAUUUCCCCCCCACCAGGAUUUAUAGUUCUAUUUUUAAUUAGCCACCAACACGGCUAAUGUUAGCAGUUUCCUGGUUGAAGUUUCAGCCAUUUUGGAUUUUUGCUGAGAAAACAGCUAGCCGGCCGCGGAAAACAAAUCGAGCUAGUCAUCACUGCUGACCAACGCCGAUCAUCUACGGACAGGAAAGAAGGUUUUAUCCCACGAGAAGGGAUACACUCUAGCGCGAACCAACGAUGAAUCCCGAAUAUGAUUAUUUAUUCAAGCUGCUCCUGAUUGGUGACUCUGGUGUUGGAAAGUCUUGCCUUCUUCUCAGAUUUGCAGAUGAUACAUACACAGAAAGUUACAUUAGCACUAUUGGUGUUGACUUCAAAAUACGAACCAUAGAGCUUGAUGGAAAGACCAUUAAACUUCAGAUUUGGGACACAGCCGGACAGGAGAGGUUUCGUACAAUCACAUCCAGCUACUACAGAGGUGCCCAUGGUAUCAUUGUAGUGUAUGAUGUCACAGAUCAGGAGUCCUUCAACAAUGUCAAACAGUGGCUACAGGAGAUUGACCGCUACGCCAGUGAAAACGUCAACAAGCUCUUGGUUGGGAACAAGUGUGACUUGACAACAAAGAAGGUGGUGGACUACACAACAGCAAAGGAGUUUGCUGACUCUCUGGGAAUUCCCUUUUUGGAAACCAGUGCCAAAAAUGCAACAAACGUAGAGCAAGCGUUCAUGACGAUGGCUGCAGAAAUCAAGAAGAGGAUGGGCCCCGGGGCCACAGUCGGAGGAGAGAAGCCCAAUGUGAAGCUGACUCCAGGCACUUCCGUAAAGCCUUCCUCAGGAGGCUGCUGCUGAGCGAGGAACCGCCCGUCACCUGUGUGUCACCUCACACUCUCUGCACCCCACCUCCAAACUCCACUGUGUCCCAACAAAAGCCCCCGUUCAACCAGGCAGGAUAAAGAAGACCUGAUUUGUAUCUAUGACAGAACAAGAUAAAGUUGCCUGUAUUUUACUGUACAUAACGUAGCCGCACUACCAAAAAAAAACAAAAAAAAAAACAAUUAAAGCAUCCUACUGGUCUUACUGUCCUGUUAUUGAUGACAAAUUCUACUGAUACAUGAUCAUUGAACUCGGCCCUGUAACCCACCCACAUGUUAGACCUCAGAGACUCUUUCAUUCAGGUUGAUGAGAGCUGUGUGUCUGUGUGACUGUCUCUUCAUUCCUUCUGUAGGGUUGGUAAAUGAAUCAUUUUCAUUUAGGUUUCUGCUUGUAUUGGAGCUUUUUUUUCCCCCCUCUUUUCUAUCUGUGAUGAUUUUGCUGUCUUUUUCAGAGUGUCAGUCAGUCAGUCUGCCCCCCAGUUGAAGGUGUUUUUAAUUUUUCUUACCAGCCUCUGCACAGCGUUGUCUCGGCUGUUCUGAAAGUCAAGUGCAAGUAUAUGUACAUAAACAUUAUGUAUAUAUAUGUAAAACUGGGUUUGCCAGUUCUGCCGUGUUUAACACAUGAUGAAUCGGUUUUGACUCUUUAUCUUUGCAUUUAAUAUGUGGCUCUUGACAACCUUGUUUGUUGCUAAACAUGUAACACUUAACAAAAUUCAUAAUAAAUAUUGGACUAUCCUACUGUAUAAAAUGGGAUCCUUCUUGAUGAAUGUAAAAAGAAAAAAACAUGCUGACGUGGUAAAUGGUUGAUUUGAAUACAGUCAGGAAGAGACUUUGGAAUCAUCUUUGCCGUGUGGACAAGCCUACAUGAAGUUUAUGAGGGCCAUGUCACAACAUGGGGUCUGCUGGAUUUAUGUUCAUGUAUGAAUCAUUCUUAUAGAGCUGCAAUGUGGCAUUUCCUUUAUUAUUGUGGCUUCUAAUCAUUAAAUUUCAGCUGGCUGCUCAAGUCAAAAUCUGGCUAUUUAACGCAGAACAAACUCUCCUGACAUGAGAGAACCACAUGAGUUUAAACUCCGCCCCUCACACUGCUUGUUCUUCAUCCAGUUUGAUGCGAAAUGCACAAAAAGAACAUUCAAACAAUGGUUUGGGGUCAAGGGUAAUAGUUAGAUAUAAAGACCUACAGAUGAAUUCAUGUUCUAAUGCAAUGCUUUUUGUAUGCAGAAGGUCCUCUGAUGCCAGUCGGCUACAUCUGCAGCAGAGGGCCACAUCUGGUUCACCAUAGUCGUCUGAUUAGAAUGUGAAAUUCACGUCUUGCCAGAUUCUUUUAAUCUACUUUGCUAAUUACUUCAUUGGUUGUAAUUAAAGAUGGUUUGUUUUGCUGAAACGC
Molecule: messenger RNA, 2446 nt
Organism: Oryzias latipes (Japanese medaka)
Lineage: Eukaryota; Metazoa; Chordata; Actinopteri; Beloniformes; Adrianichthyidae
Product: ras-related protein ORAB-1
Molecular function (GO): GTPase activity; GTP binding
Source: RefSeq, a predicted model, not a curated record